UAUUUAAACCCGGGUCCCCGCGUUAGGCUGGCGGUCUGCGGUCCUGCCUCGCACCUUCCUGAGCUGAGCGGGUCCCCGGAGUGUGACCCGAGCUAGCGGGAGAGGACGGUGCGGCCAGUCGGCCGUGCGGUGACUAUAGCCACCUGCCCGAGCCCCGUGGCCCGCCCUCUGAUCUUGGCGAUGCGCCGUGGCGCCGCCUGGGCGCUGCUGCUGGCCGCAGCCCUGGGGCUCGGGGCGCGCGGGGUGCGCGCUGCGGUGGCCCUCGCCGACUUCUACCCGUUCGGCACGAAGCGUGGCGACGCCGUCACCCCGAAGCAGGACGACGGCGGCUCAGGGCUGCAGCCCCUCUCGGUGCCCUUCCCGUUCUUCGGCGCCGAGCACUCAGGACUCUACGUGAACAACAACGGGAUCAUCUCCUUCCUGAAGGAAGUUUCUCAGUUCACCCCUGUGGCCUUCCCCAUCGCCAAAGACCGCUGUGUGGUAGCGGCCUUCUGGGCAGACGUGGAUAACCGACGCGCAGGCGACGUCUACUACCGGGAGGCCACCGACGCAGCCAUGCUGAACAGAGCCACGGAGGACAUCAGGCGGUACUUUCCUGAGCUCCCGGACUUCUCUGCUACCUGGGUUUUUGUUGCCACCUGGUACCGUGUGACCUUCUUCGGAGGCAGCAGCUCUUCCCCCGUCAACACAUUCCAAACGGUGCUCAUCACUGACGGCCGGUUCUCCUUCACCAUCUUCAACUAUGAGUCCAUCCUGUGGACUACGGGCACACACGCCAGCAGUGGUGGUGAUGCUGAUGGCUUGGGAGGCAUUGCAGCCCAGGCAGGUUUCAACGCAGGUGAUGGGCACCGCUACUUCAACAUCCCUGGGUCGCGCACAGCAGACAUGGCUGAGGUGGAGACCACCACCAACGUGGGCGUGCCCGGGCGCUGGGCGUUUAGAAUCGAUGAUGCCCAGGUGCGCGUGGGGGGCUGCGGCCAUACAACCUCUGUGUGCCUAGUCCUGCGUCCGUGCCUCAAUGGUGGCAAGUGCAUCGAUGACUGUGUCACGGGCAAUCCCUCCUACACCUGUUCCUGUCUCGCUGGCUUCACGGGGCGUAGAUGCCACCUGGAUGUGAACGAGUGUGCUUCCCACCCAUGUCAGAACGGUGGGACCUGCACCCACGGUGUCAACAGCUUCAGUUGCCAGUGCCCAGCCGGCUUCCAGGGACCCACCUGUGAAUCAGCCCAGUCUCCGUGUGACAACAAAGUGUGUCAAAAUGGUGGCCAGUGCCAGGCAGAGAGCAGCUCUGCAGUAUGUGUGUGUCAAGCUGGAUACACUGGGGCCACCUGUGAGACCGAUGUGGAUGAAUGCAGCUCUGACCCAUGCCUAAAUGGUGGAUCGUGUGUUGACCUGGUUGGAAACUACAGCUGUAUUUGUGUGGAGCCCUUUGAAGGACCUCAGUGCGAGACAGGAAGCUACGUGGUGCCUUCGCCCUGCCUCUCCAACCCCUGCCUGAACGGGGGCACCUGUGUGGAUGCUGACCAGGGAUACGUGUGCGAAUGCCCUGAAGGUUUCAUGGGCUUGGACUGCAGAGAGAGAAUUCUCAAUGACUGCGAUUGCCGGAAUGGAGGCAGAUGCCUGGGUGCCAACACCACCAUCUGCCAGUGUCCUCCAGGCUUCUUUGGGCUCCUCUGUGAAUUUGAAGUCACAGCCACGCCCUGCAACAUGAACACUCAGUGUCCAGAUGGAGGCUACUGCAUGGAGUAUGGCGGAAGCUACCUAUGUGUCUGCCACACGGACCACAACAUCAGCCAUUCUCUGCCCUCGCCCUGCGACUCAGACCCAUGCUUUAAUGGAGGUUCCUGUGACGCCCACGAGGACUCCUACACGUGCGAGUGCCCUCGUGGAUUCCAUGGCAGGCACUGCGAGAAAGCCCGGCCACACCUGUGCAGCUCAGGGCCCUGCCGGAAUGGGGGCACAUGCAAGGAGACUGGUGACGAGUACCGCUGCACCUGCCCUUACCGGUUCACUGGGAGACACUGUGAGAUUGGAAAGCCAGACUCCUGUGCCUCUGGCCCCUGUCACAACGGUGGCACUUGUUUCCACUACAUUGGCAAAUACAAGUGUGACUGCCCUCCAGGCUUCUCUGGUCGGCACUGUGAGAUAGCCCCCUCCCCCUGCUUCCGGAGCCCAUGUAUGAAUGGGGGUAUCUGCGAGGAUCUAGGAACAGAUUUCUCCUGCCACUGCCAACCAGGAUAUACAGGACACCGGUGUCAGGCAGAGGUGGACUGCGGUCAGCCUGAGGAGGUAAAACAUGCUACCAUGCGUCUCAAUGGAACUCGCAUGGGCUCGGUGGCCCUGUACACAUGUGACCCCGGCUUCAGCCUGAGCGUCCUCAGCCAUAUGCGUGUCUGUCAGCCACAAGGUGUCUGGAGCCAGCCUCCCCAGUGCAUUGAAGUAGAUGAGUGCCAGUCUCAGCCAUGCCUGCAUAAAGGCUCCUGCCAGGACCUCAUUGCUGGUUACCAGUGCCUCUGCAGCCCGGGGUACGAAGGAGUCCACUGUGAGCUAGAGACAGACGAGUGCCAAGCACAGCCCUGCAGAAAUGGAGGCUCCUGCAGGGACCUCCCCGGGGCUUUCAUCUGCCAGUGCCCUGAAGGUUUUGUUGGAACCCACUGUGAAACAGGUAGGGUUCUUUCAGGAGGGUCCCACAGAACCAGGGCUGCUGGGAGAUCAGAGGGGAAGCCAGGAGCCAUCCUCUUGCUGGACAAGCCACCCAGAGAGAGAAACCCCCAAGGCUGUGGUGACCUGGAGGGAGGAAGGAAACUGGGCGGGGGGUCCCUGAGAGCCCCUCCUACCCACAGGUGUGCCAUACCCCUCUCCUGGCCAUUGCUCCUUGCCUCCCCCUAUCCCGUCUUCCCGCUGUCCUCUCCUCCCUCCCCCAGAGUCCCUCCCUGCAGCUCGGGCCAACCCUUUGGGUGUUCUCCAGAGGUGGAUGCCUGUGCCUCCAGCCCCUGCCAGCACGGAGGCCGGUGUGAGGACGGUGGUGGGGCCUACCUGUGCGUGUGUCCAGAGGGCUUCUUCGGCUACAACUGUGAGACAGUGAGUGACCCCUGCUUCUCUAGCCCCUGUGGGGGCCGCGGCUACUGCUUGGCCAGCAACGGGUCCCACAGCUGUACCUGCAAAGUGGGCUACACAGGCAAGGACUGCACCAAAGAGCUCCUCCCACCAACAGCCCUCAGGGUAGAAAGGGUGGAGGAGAGUGGGGUCUCCAUCUCCUGGAGCCCACCCGAGGGCACCACGGCCAGACAGGUGCUGGACGGCUAUGCAGUCACCUAUGCCUCCUCGGAUGGAUCGUCCAGGCGCACGGACUUUGUGGACCGGAGCCGCUCCUCUCACCAGCUUCGGGCCCUGGCAGCCGGCCGUGCCUACAACAUCUCUGUUUUCUCAGUCAAGAGAAACACUAACAACAAAAAUGACAUCAGCAGGCCUGCAGCCCUGCUCACCCGCACCCGACCCCGCCCUAUUGAAGACUUCGAGGUCACCAACAUUUCAGCCAAUGCCAUCUCAGUGCAGUGGGCUCUUCAUAGGAUCCAGCAUGCCACUGUCAGCAGGGUUCGAGUGUCUGUCCUCUACCCUGAGGACACUGUGGUCCAGUCCACGGAGGUGGACAGGAGUGUGGACCGCCUCACAUUUGGGGACCUGCUGCCAGGGAGAAGAUACAGUGUGCGGCUAACCACCCUCAGUGGGCCUGGAGGAGCUGAAUAUCCUACAGAGAGCCUGGCCUCAGCUCCGCUGAACGUGUGGACCCGGCCUUUGCCUCCAGCAAACCUGACUGCCUCUCGAGUCACAGCGACCUCUGCCCAUAUGGUCUGGGACCCGCCCACUCCAGGCAUCUCACUGGAGGCUUACGUCAUCAAUGUGACCACCAGUCAGAAUACCAAGAGCCGCUACAUCCCCAAUGGGAAGCUGGUGUCCUAUACGGUGCGUGAUCUGAUGCCAGGUCGGCGGUACCAGCUCUCGGUCACAGCGGUGCAGAGCACAGAGCAGGGCCAGCUGCACAGUGAGCCUGCGCACCUCUACAUCAUCACCUCCCCCAGGGAUGGCACCGACAGGCGCUGGCACCAGGGAGGACACCACUCACGAAUGCUCAGAAAUAGGCCGGCCCCUUUGCGCCUGCCAGAACUGCGCCUCCUCAAUGACCACGGUGCCCCUGAAACACCAACCCAGCCACCCAGGUUCUCAGAGCUUGUAGACGGAAGAGCAAGAGUGAGUGCCAGGUUUGGUGGAUUGCCCAGCAGAGCAGUAACUGUGAGAUCACAACCCACUACUCCGGUGCCGCUCAAGAACACAGAGGCCCCUGAGCAGGCCCGUCUGGCCCUUCAGCUACCCAAGAACAACAGCAAGGACACAGAAAGUACCCCUGGCAGCUGUUCAGAAGACACCUGUCAGAAUGGAGGCACCUGUGUCCCAGGUGCCAAUGCCCACAGCUGUGACUGCAGGCCUGGGUUCAAAGGCAGACACUGUGAGCUUGCCUGUGAAAAAGUGCCCCGCCCCUGCACACGGCUGUUCUCUGAGACCAAGUCAUUUCCUGUCUGGGAAGGAGAUGUCUGCCACCAUGUGUAUAAGAAAGUCUACAAAGUUCACCAGGACGUGUGUUUUAAGGAGCGCUGCCAGAGCACAAGCCUCAAAAAGCUCAAACAGGAAUCAAAUUAACAGUCAAACACUGAAGAAAUCUUAAGGUACAUUCUCCUUCAUACCAAGAUCUGUUGAGAACUGGAGACACCAUCAUACCCAGCACCUUGGACAACUGAUGGUGCAAACUUAGCACUGUGCUAUUACAGACCCAACCAGGAAGGUUCCAGAAUUCCCUGUCUAUAGCCUCCCAAUAGACAUAACCUGGUCUGGCCUUCCAUAUGAAUCCACUUUCAGGUGGAAAUGACUCUCUGGGGGAGGGGCAAAUGCAGACCAGUUACAAUGAGGCACAAGAAUCACCUGGCCCCUUCAGGACAGUGGGCCUGGGUGUUAGAUGGAUCAAGGAUGCCAAACAAUCCUGGGGGUGCUAGGAAGGACCUAAGGACAUACCCUCAAGCCCUAUGAAUAGCAUUCUACUGGUGGAAAAGGGCGGGAGCCUUGUCAUGUAACCUGCAGGUGAUCCUAAAUAGAGCCUCUCACUGGGAGAGAUAUCAUGGAUCCUGGAAUUCUAAGCACUAAUAACCCUGAAGUGAAAGAAACUUUGCCUGCUUGAUCCAGCAUGUCCCACCCCACCCUCCCCAUACAUAAACUGUGAGAUGUCAAAGGGCAUUGGAAAAUUUUUUUCACAAGCCUGGGAAAUACUGGGUUACACUACAGAGAUCCCUGUAUAGCCUGAACUCAGCCCCAACACUGACUUACUGAUGGGACAUCAAUUGGAAACGAGAGACUGGCUGGCCAGAGACAUUUCACUCCUCUCCCUUGGAGGAGCCAGAACAGUACAUCUGUGCAGUGGUGGGAGAGAGGCAGAUCUGGAAGCCUGCCAGGAGUGAAUCACCUUUGUUCUACAGUGUAGGACGUGAAGGAGAAAUGUCACCCAAAGGCCUAAGAACAAAGAAGAGCAAAGCAGUUCUGGGCGAAGGUCAUCCGAAGAGAAAAGUGUCUACAGUAAAAGGCAGGGCAUCAGGAGAGCGGGCUCUCAGACAGGCCUAAGCAGGGCCUGUGCAUCUUGACCAUUUCAGAUGUGAAGACUGCAGGAAGAGCAGCUGACCAGACUCAAAUCCUGUCUACUUAACAGCAUCACCUUUUCACCUCAGCCCCCAAAAAUGCACACAACACCCUCCAACACAUGUGAGCAACUUCAUUCUGGCAAAGAUCAAAAAUCCACAAAUUAUUUGGUUUUAAAAUAUUUACAUGGCAGUAAGUCAGAUGAAAUAUUAAUGCAAAAAAAGAAAUAUUAAUGCAUCCUUUAAGAACUCACAGAAAACUCAUUUUUAGAAAAAAAAUGAGAAUCCCUAGGUACUUAUCACAUAAUGGCUUAUAGAAAACCUAUUCUCAGAGCAACACACACACACACACACACACACACACACACACACACACACACACAUCACACACACCCCUUCUCUUUCUGAAGAAACCAGAAUUCGCCAUCCACAGCUGCCCUGAGAAAAUGAGCAGUGCCACCCGCCCCUAAGGAAAGGCAGCAGAGGACCAGCAAGCAGCAAACUUAAAGCCGGAGGCUGAUCGCAAGUGUCCUAAGAGGUGCGUGUGUCCCUUCCAUCCCGCCCUGCAUCACAGCCAGCUGGAAUUCUGGCUCCUGGGGACAAUGCCUGCUGCCUCCAGAGAAAGACUGGAUAUAAAGAGGAGUGUGCCUCAGUUCACUGUUACUCCUUUUGUCAAAAGGACCGGCAUGUGCUGGUAAUUCUGUCCACACCUCAAGGAUUUCCAAAACCCAGGAAAUGAGGUUCAAAACUUAAACGCCAAGCUCCCAGCAGUAGGCAGUCUCCCCGAGAUCUCUGUCCUCCAAAUUCUAGAAAAGAGACAGCCAGACAUGCACACCCAAAGGACUCCUGCCAGGGAAGCAACAAUGCACCCUGCUGCAACCCAGGGUUGCUGUUUCCGCAGUUCUGGUCAAUCCCUCUGUGGAGAGUUACCUGUGUUACCAGGCUCUUUGUGAUGCUUCUGUGCUCAGAAACCCACAUCCAGAUCCCAGUGCCAAAGAAAAAGACUCAGCUUUCACAAGAGAUGCAAGAGAGGCUGUGCAGAAAUAGAUGGGCUCUACCCUGCUCCUCUUCUCAUUUAUACUGAUGACCUAAAGAAGUGCUAAUUCUACUAUGGUGGGGCUUAGACACUUGGUCUACAACUCAGGGGUGGCAGGGCAGGCAGAUGCUCAGGCAGGAUUUUGGGCUCCGCAGGUAGAAUGACUUGUACCUCUGGCACACACCCAACCCUGCUACUGUACUGCCAACACCAUCACAGAUGUAGAUAGCAUAGCUGUGUCCCAAUGAGACUGCAUUUACAAAAACAGGCAGCAGGCCAUAGCUGGCAGCUUUAUAAGAUGAUCUAGACCUCAGCCUUCCUUCUGCGGAGAAAACCAUCCUGAAUGACAAGUUGGCAUCAAGACAUGAAAGACCCCUGAACUUUCAUAGAAGAAAAGCGAUCAAGACCCCUGCUCUGAAACCUGAGGUAAACUUAUACCACAGAGCAGGAAGAGCUACCUGUUCAAACCUGUGACACAGGGCAGGCUGGCUCCAGGAGACAGGGUCCAAGGCUUCUUGUAAGCUGUGCCCCAACUAGACAGCUGUGGUUCACCAAAACAAAAAUAUUUUACACAGCCUCCGCUUUCCAUCCCACUCCGAACAAGGCUGUAAACAGCUGUCCUCUCCCUGCAGUAACAUCACAAUCAGAAAAGCCGACAUACCCUGACUCCUUGCUCCAGCCUGAGCAGAGCUGACUAGAGAUCCAGCACCAAGAACUACAUCCCAACCAGAGAGGCCUCCUGCCCUUCAGAGGUCAUAAAAACACAGUUUGAAGCAUAACCUUUUAAGUUUUAUUCUCACUAAAAACUUCUGAACCUAUGUUAUCACAUAAUUUUUUUCUCUUUCAAAAACUCACUACUGUACCUUAGAUACUCGCUAGAGUCCUGGAGACCGCAUAAGCUACAGCGUUAGCAGGGAGUGGCAAGCUCAGGUGGCAUCACUGAAGAGCAGAUGGGAUCUUUGUACUUUACUACUAACCUCAGGGCCCUCACCGCCAGGCCGAUGCUGCCACAUUCCCAUUUCCAGUUGGAGCCUGUGUUUCAAACAAGAGUCAGCCUGCUGACUGCUGAGUGUGGAGUGGAGAAAGACUCGCUGGUGCUGAGGAAUUAGUGUAUGACAUUCCACACAUGCGGUCUCUGCUUUCUUACAUGCCUUUCUUAUGCAGACUAAUUAAAUCCCUCAAAACAGUCACUGUCCACUUAAGAAAUGUCACAGUGGGGGUUGGGCAUUUAGCUCAGUGGUAGAGGGCUUGCCUAGGAAGCGCAAGGCCCUGGGUUCAGUCCCCAGCUCCGAAAAAAAAGAACCAAAAAAAAAAAAAAAAAAAAAAAAAAAGAAAGAAAAGAAAAAAGAAAUGUCACAGUGGAAUCAGAAUCUAAUGGACAAGGUGGAGUGUGGAGAUUUUUGUGUUAAACUGAAGAGGCAUUCAUGAGUUGUUGGGUUCACCAUGUGCUAAUCAAAACUUAAGAUGAACAGACACCUAAUUGAGCUCAGGGCUAGGGUUCUAUUCAGUUCUGAUGGAGCCCAAAGCCAAAUGCCCUAUGUUCAGGGAAAGUGGAGAUCAUGUCAAGGCCACAAAGGGAAGAGUAAGCAGCGAAGAAUGGAUCAUUGGUCUUAGUUUCAUCCACAGCCAAGAACAGGCAGAAGGCAUUCCCUUUCUUUACUGCCUAUGGGAUGUUGGGGUAGACAGGAUGGCUUUCUGUGGUGAGUCCAACAGGCAAGGACCCGCCCUUGCCAGGAAUAAGCUUGCCUCACACAGCUGCCAAAGUCAGAACUCCUGACUGUGUGCAGGAGAAUCUGGGAAUGACUGCUUUCCUUGAACACCCUCCUCUUUGCAAUCAGGCUCCAGGCAAGUCAAAAGCCCCACACCUUGGUGCUGGUUCCUUACAAAAUACACCUCAGAUCCAGCAAGACCUCUACUUUAAACAGAAAUACCUGGGGUCCAGUUACAAUCCAAAGUUGUUGUAGUCACAGGACUUCCAUGGGCCAGGUCUUUGAGCAGUUUCUCAGCAUUGGCAUUGCUUUGUGGACUGAUGUGUGGUGCAAUGUACGAUCUUUUAUAACCUCCCUGGCUCUGAUCAGAUCCCAAGGCCAUGACAUAAAAAUAUCCCCAAAGAUUACCAGGUGUCUGGAGGACCAAGGUCAUUCUCACAUAAGCACUGAAUUCAGUCUAAACACAAGGCCCACGUCGGGGUUUCACAUGACUGUUAAAUGCCACCAAAUGGGGAAAAAAUAUGAGCAAAGCAUUCCUGACUUUGGUCUCUGAGCAGCUCACUCUUUAGCACAGGCUACAGAGCCAGAGAGAUAGGGGGCCUUGAGGUGGCAGCUUGCCCAAGCAGGAAGGGUCAGGUCAGCAACUGCAGAGAAGUGUAUUGCUAGUCUGACAACUGUGUGACUAAAGGUCAUGUUACUAACCAACUGCCUCUCACUCUGCUGUACAUUCGACAUGUCAGAAGGCCGGGAAAUGGUGUCGGAUAAAGAACAUGCCUAUCGUGUGGGAAACCUGCUACUUGUUCUCAUUAAAUAAAGUGCUAUGACAUACUAA
Messenger RNA from Rattus norvegicus (Norway rat), 9255 nucleotides. Lineage: Eukaryota; Metazoa; Chordata; Mammalia; Rodentia; Muridae. The record is from RefSeq and is a predicted model, not a curated record.